AUGGCGGACGCAUGGCCGAUCUUCCCCUCGCACCAUUGGGUGUUGGGCGCACCGCCUCUCCCCUUGGCCUCCUGGAUGCUGCGUGGGCUUUGCCUGAGCCUGUUGCUGGGCCCAAGCCGCGGCACUUUCGCAACACACCGCCGCAUGCAGGAGGAUGAGAUCCCCGAAGUCGACUUCGACAUGUCGCCAUCGGAUCGCUUCCGGACGGGAGUUUGGGAGAUUGUGACCGGCUACUUCUACAUCCGAGGACCGUUUCAGCUGAACUCCCUGGGAGAUGUCGCCUUCGCCACGAAGGAGAUGCUGGCAGGUGUGUGUGACACCCGGCUUCCAACCAGCGUCAUUGCAAGGCAAGAUAUCCUCACGCUGAACCAGCCACAGGUCGGCCUGAACAUGACCUUCUAUAUCCUGGCGCCGACGGGCUGGGCUCACUACUGCGUGGCAACGCUCCGCUUCGUGGGGUACGGCCCCAGCGAGGGGCCCUUCGACGACAACUUCGAGGCCCCACCGAUCCGGCCAUUGAUGGAGGCAGCCCUUUCGCAAUACACAACGCUGGACACAGAGCAGAUGGACUACUGGGCUCUUGAGGUUGGGAACGUGCUGUGCCGCGAAACCCUGGUGGGCCACGGCAUGGAGGAUGCUCCACCCCUGCUGCUGGAGCGUUCGACGAUGCCAAACCGCUGGGACGGCCGCGAAGAGCCAUCUCCCUGCGGUCCUUUGGAAGAGGCUAUCCAGGUGAAGUGGAGUCCGGCCUCCGCUGUCAAGUAUCCCUGGGAGGAGAAGCCGUGUCUGGCAGCACCCACUCCAUGCAUCUGCGCAUCAAUCCGGACUUGCCGUUACCUUCCCCACUCUUCUGGCGGGAAGCGCUGUGCCCAAGGCUGGGAGACGUCGAACGACUUCACGCGAGUGACUUGCGAGGACUGCCCCUACCAGGCCGACUGCCCGCCAACCUGCAAGGACGCCUACACGCCCUGCAUGUGUGUUUGGUGGAACUGCACAUGGGAUGUUGGUCGCAGCGUCUGCGAGCCGCCGGCCACGGACGCAGCACCCCUCUCCUGCCUGCUGUGCGCCAGGCAGCCGCACUGCCUGGGCUUGGAAGUGGAAGAAGUGCGCCCGGAAAGUUGGUCUCUUUUGGGGGAUGACGAUGUGGGAUGGUUCAUCAACGUCACCUUUAACAGGCACAUCAUCUUCGGGCCGCUGAUGCAGACAACCGAGCAAGCGAUUCACAUGAGCUGCCAAAGCGAAGCAGAAGCCGGCAUGGUGCCGCCUGUGUUCGUCCGCUUUGACCUUGCAGCUCAAGACCUGACCAUUGUGCAGGACACGCUCUUCUUGGAUGCUCGAAAGGUGCCCAAUCCACUUCGCAUGAGAUUUUGUGAGCUCAAGAUUCUGGAGGGCGCGGUGGUGGACGCGUACUGGAUUCCGAUGGCGGCUUCCUGGGGCUCCCCUGUCUUUCUUUUGGGAGACACCGUGGCUCCGACGCUUGGCACCUGGACGCCUGAGAACUCGGCUCGGGACAUUCCGCUCCACGUACAGGUCGAACUCCAGUUCAGCGAGGAAGUCAGCCUGGGGCUGUCGAACCGGUCGGUGUCUGUGCUGACGAUGGGCAGCUACGGUGAGGAGGGCCCGGCCGAUGAGCUGGUGGCCAGCUUGCCUGCCGGAUCCCCGCGGCUCCGCUUCGACUCCCGGGCCCUGCGGGUGGACUUGGCCGGCCUUUUGAGCCAUGAUGUGCUGUACUCCGUCGGCCUGGACCCGGGCUUGGUCCAGGACAAGGCGGGCAACUCCUUUGCUGGUCUGCCUGUCGGCAUCUACGCUUUCAGAACGGUCCCGGCCCCCUAUGAAGGGGUGAGCCUGUGGGACCCAACGCCAGUGGCCGGCACCACCACGGCGAUCGCCCUUGCAGUCCUUGUGGGCCUGGCCGGGGUCAUCGGCCUACUGGCUUGGUGCAAGUCCCGAAGUGCACGGUCAGGCAACAAAGUGGCACCCGAGGAGCUGGGAUGCCAGGAGGAUCUGCCAGAGUGGCAUGGAGAGGAGGUGAAGGAGCUACAGCUACAGCAGCUGCAAGACUUGCCCACAUGCGUGGAUACCUUCGGCGGCAUCAUGGAGGACCUGCGCUCUGUGCAUGCGUGCACCAGCGAGAAAGCCAAGCAGCAGGACGUGCAAGCUGUGACUUUCCAGCCGCAGCCGGACGAGAGCUACUACGAGACCUUCUGCACAGAAGAACUGGCUGGAGACAGCACAGUCUUGGAGCCAGAUCUUACCAUUGUCCACAAGGCCAGGCCCACGAGCGCCAGUAGCCAGCGAGUAGGCGAGGAAGCACAGGAGGAGGCCGCGGCGAAUGCCCCGGAGGUCUACGAGUACUACGCCUUCCCACCGCCCUGGUCCGCAGAUGACCUCGCCUGUCCACCCUCGUCCCCGUCCCGCCCUAGGCCGCCUCCAUCCGAACCGCAGCUCUUGGAGCUUCCGGCCCUGGAAGGCACGUCCCCGACUGAAGCGCAGGUGCUGGCCAUCAGCGACCAGCCGGAGAUCCGUCGCAUGGACAGCAUGAGCCCGAGCGCGCGCGUCAGGGGAGCGCCCCCGCAAUCCCCGAGCAGGAGCUCCAGGAAGAGACCGGCCUCGGCCACCCAGGCGAGCAAGGAGGUCAUCCGGAGCCUCCACGAAAGCCUCCGCAGCGCCAAGCCAAAGCCGCGGCUUCGAAGGCCUCAGAGCGCCCCAUCGCAGCGGAUGCAGGAAAGGCUGAUGCAGAGCGGCGCCAUCGUCUUCAGGGAAGCCGACAAGAGGUUGCCCUCCUACAGCACAGGCUUCCUCGAUGAGCAGCGCAAAAGCAGGCCGCAGAGCGCGGCCCAUAGUCGUCCGCAGAGCGCGGCCCAAAGUCGGUUGGCGAUCGGACCACUUGGCGACGCCAGUCCGGUUGGCCGGCAACUGCUGCGAACCCGCAGCCACGGCAGCCACGGUCAGAAUUCCAUCGGCCCACGACUCUCCAGACCCACUAGCGCAGUGGCUCCCAUCACACGGAGUGGCACACACGAUCUCCUGCUUCUCGCAGACGAAGCCCCAAGCCCUACUGGCCCUACUGGUCCUAGCGGCCCUAGCUGCGAUGGCAGCGUGCCAGACAUGGUGUUGGAGAUGGCUCCUGACGGUCGCGAUCGGCUGCGCCUUUUGGGCCUGGGUGAAGAGAUGCCGCCGCUACGCAUCAUUCGCGACCACAGCCCGAGCCUAAGGACUCCGCGUCCGAUUCCCGAAGACGAGCACACCCGAAGGUCUGAGGACGUGCACAGCCCUCAUGACUUCGAGCAAGAUGGGCAAGCGUCCGCGGAUGCAGAGGAGUCUCCCGCAGCUCCGGGUCUUGAUCUUCCAAGUGCGUCGUCUGAGGAAAGUGGGAGCGAGAGCAGCGAGGAGUUGAGGCACGGCAUUGGCAUGCCCUGGGCCUGGCAGGAUGGCGCCUUCUUGAAGCAUCAGGAGCAGCUCUUCAAAGAUCCCAGCACGGAGCGCAUCUACCAGAAGCCGAAGCGGCGCAAUCAGGACGAGGGCUGCAGCUCCCCUUUGGCCCGGCGACACCGUGCCCUGGGCAUCCGCAGCCGUUCGUCCUUGGUGGACACGGAGCGUGGUGGCGACACUGUGGCUGAGCAUGUGACAUGUGCCCGCUGGGCUGUUUUAUCACAAAGGCUACGAUUGUUUGUCUUCAUGGCCAUGAGUGCAGCCAAGAAGGGAAACCCCGCAGUACACAGGCCAGAUGGGGUCAACGUUGGGGGAUGGUUCUGCCUAGAAGACUGGUUCUACUCCCAGUCUCGUGGCCAUCAGGCUGGGCACCUUGUUGCAACACGAAAUCCGGAGUACAACAAAGCCACCUCCUCGCUGGACGUGGGAUGCUUUGUCGGGCACGUGGGUACGUUGUUCCCGCAGCUGAGUCAGGAGGAGCUGGGGACGCUGGGGCGUCAGCAUUUCGGCUGCGAGUCGGACUUAGUCAACCUCCUGCUGGGGAGCGGCUACGAGGAAGAGCGGAUUCUCAGCUUGUUCUGGCAGCAUCGGAGCAGCUACGUCACACCCCUGGACUUCGCUCAGAUCCGCGCGUUUGGGAUAAGGAAGGUGCGACUUCCCAUCACCUGGUGCAUCAGCUAUGAUACCUCCUACGUCAUCAAAGGACGUGCCUUCGAUGGCGGCAGCAAAGAGACGGCCAUCAAACCUGGAGAUGGCAUCGUGGAGGAUCCCUUCGAGAACGAUCCUGCCUUUGACCCAAAGGGGCUCAAAAGGCCUUCGGAUAAGUGGAUAUGCAUCCCAAUUCAUGCCCUGGAGCAGAUCCUGGAAACAGCGGCAGACUUCGGCAUCGAAGUCCUCCUGGACCUUCAUGCUUUUCCCGGCGGGUCGAGCGCGGGGACGUUCAAUGGUGUCUGGCCUCUGAACCCCAGGUUCUGGACCGCCCACUCGAAGGAGAACUUCAAGACCAUCGUUGGUCGCCUUCUCGACUGGAUGGAUGCUCUCAGCCGCUCCAACCGGAAGGCCUUUGCCGGGCUUUAUGGGCUCUCGCCCAUGAACGAGCCUGCGCACCUCCGAGGCCUUUUCGAUCCCCAAGGAGCAGCUUGCCCCAUUCCCUACAAGGAGGCUUCCAAUCAGCCUGACUCUCAGAACUGGGCUGCCAAUGUGUCCACAGCCGAGAUCCUGGCAACCCUGGCAUUGGGCGUUGACGAGUUUCGGAAGCGCCCAUCCUUGCGCAUCGGGAAGAAGAUGCUGCUGAUGAAUGUCAUCGAGACAGCCUUUGCUGGAGCAUUUCGAGCGGAGGACGUCGGAGCCUUCGCAGCCAGCCAGAAGGGAGAGACGGGCUCAGUGACAGCGUCCAUCGGGGCCUGGUGGCGUGGCAUCACUACCCUGGAAGAGCGAAAGUCUUGGGCAGUCCUGGACAUUCACAACUACAUAGCCUGGGACCCGCGGGCCAAGGAAUUCCAGGACAUUGGCACCCUGGAGCAGCAGCAGGGUCUACUGGAGCAGAUGAGCUUGCCCUUCUUUCGGCAGCUGAGGGAACGCGUUCAGAUGCCCGAGCCGCAGCUUCUGGCUUGCUCGGAGUACAGUGCCAGCACCAACCAGGACACCUUUCUGUCCACCACGAGUGGUGUGGGAAAACGCCCAUUCCGACUCCCAGCUGCGAUCACCUGGCUUCAGCUCCGAGACGCCUUCUUGCGCUUUCAAAACAAGGCCGCCCGGGAAGAGCGGAUCCAGAUGUGGUUCUGGACCUACCACAUCCGCAAGAACCUCAACUACCAAGGCGAGUGGUCUCUGCUGCACGCCUUGUCGCCCUUGCAGCGCUUCGUGGCACGGUUGGCUACGGGCACCCACAUGGCCCAAGGAGAGUUGGCCCUUGCUUGUUUGAGGUUCCGGCGUGCAAAAUUGCCCUCAAACAGCAUUCGAGGGCAUUCCGCGACGGCAGCUAUUAAUACAUUCUAG
Messenger RNA from Symbiodinium natans, 5430 nucleotides. The record is from the annotation of a GenBank genome assembly. NCBI's taxonomy places the organism in Eukaryota, Dinophyceae, Suessiales, Symbiodiniaceae.